CAUUGUUCUCGCGCCGCUAGGCGCUGAGGUCCCGGUCCGCUGUCCGGCUUCCCCCAAACUCGUGAGCUCUGGCCGGGUCUCUCCGUGGCUCACGGCAGCACUCACCCUGGCCCCGGGAAGGAGCUUGAGAAGAAACUCCGGAAAUGGGAAGAUUAGAUGGGGCUUGACCUCUGCUGGGCUGCCCCCAGCGCCAGGACUUCUCCCACCGCCGAGCAGAGAAGGUGACUGCCGAUCUCUCUCUGAGAGAGGCCAUGGCCCUGGCCCCCUGGGGCCCAGUGACGGUGAAAAAGGAGGAGGAAGAGGAGGAAGACUUCCUAGGCCAGGCAUCUGGCCCACAGGUGCUCUCUGAGAACAUGCAAGUCUGGCCCCCCGGCGAGGACCCUCGGAGAGGCCUUGCUGCGGCAGAGCAGGAGGAAGAGGGUCAGAACAUGUUCUGGGACAUGGCGGUAGUCCUGAAGGCAACGCCGGAGGCGCCUGCCGCCGCAGCCCUUGGCAGCCACUCGUUACUAGGGAAUCUGGCCAGGAGCGAGGCACUGGAGACUCAUGGGAACGUGGCCUCUCUGGGAGCUGAGACCAAGCACCCACAGUUACUGGUUCCAAAAACUGAAAUGUGUGAUGAAGCAGAAAAGCCCUUCCUGAUACCAGGAAGACUCCAGAAAGCUGCCUCUCAGGGUCCGGAGUUAGAAGGAAGGUGUGAGAGAGGGGCCACACUGAAGAGGCAGAGGAUAAAGAGGGAGAAGAAGGACUUGAGACACGUGGCCGUGAAGGACUGUCUCGUUCCCGAAAGCUUCAAAGAGGAGGAAGAGCAGGAACGUCAGAAACCCGGGGAGAGAUGCCGCCUCGGUUCUGGCCCCGUUCGGAACCAGAGAAGCCAGCCGGGGCAGAAACCCUUCACCUGCAGCGUGUGUGGGAAGGGCUUUAGCCAGAGCGCCAACCUGGUGGUGCACCAGCGCAUCCACACUGGGGAGAAGCCCUUCGAGUGUCACGAGUGUGGGAAGGCCUUCAUUCAGAGCGCCAACCUCGUCGUGCACCAGCGAAUCCACACCGGGCAGAAGCCCUACGUGUGCGCCAAGUGUGGGAAAGCCUUCACGCAGAGCUCCAACCUGACGGUGCACCAGAAGAUCCACUCCUUGGAGAAGACCUUCAAGUGCAGCGAGUGUGAGAAAGCCUUCAGUUACAGCUCCCAGCUCGCCCGGCACCAGAAGGUCCACAUCACGGAAAAGUGCUACGAAUGUAACGAGUGUGGGAAGACAUUUACUCGGAGCUCCAACCUCAUCGUCCACCAGAGGAUCCACACCGGGGAGAAGCCCUUCGCCUGCGGCGACUGCGGCAAAGCCUUCACCCAGAGCGCCAAUCUUAUUGUGCAUCAGCGAAGCCAUACCGGUGAGAAGCCAUAUGAGUGUAAAGAGUGUGGGAAGGCCUUCAGUUGUUUCUCGCACCUGAUCGUGCACCAGAGAAUCCACACUGCGGAGAAGCCGUACGACUGCAGCGAGUGUGGAAAAGCCUUCAGCCAGCUCUCUUGCCUUAUCGUGCACCAGAGGAUUCACAGCGGAGAUCUUCCCUACGUGUGUAACGAGUGUGGGAAGGCCUUCACCUGCAGCUCGUACCUGCUCAUUCAUCAGAGGAUCCAUAACGGGGAGAAGCCGUACACGUGCAGCGAGUGCGGCAAGGCCUUCCGGCAGAGGUCGAGCCUCACCGUGCACCAGCGGACGCACACCGGGGAGAAGCCCUACGAGUGUGAGAAGUGCGGCGCGGCCUUCAUCUCCAACUCGCACCUCAUGCGGCACCACAGGACCCACCUGGCCGAGUGACGGGUCAGGGGCGCGGCCACCUCUGCGGUUUCCUUCCUCCCGUGUGCCAGUGAGGCCUGCUCUGUCCUUGAACAUGACGUCUGUCAGGAGUGCAGCACAGAACACAAGCAUUUCAGAGGCAGGUGUUCGGAAAAUGGAAACAAAGCUCCCACAGGCAAGGCCUUUGUUGUUAACUGUCCCUUUGGCGGUCGUGUCGCCUGCAAGAGAAUGUGGCUUUCUCAGAAAUGGGUCCUGUGAAGCUAGGUGAUAAAGGUCCCAUUUGGGGAAAGGUAAUUUUAAGCUAACUUUUGUUUUUUUUAAACUGGUAAUUUCACUGGGGUAGCAACCCAGCAACAGCUCACCUAUGAAUAUUUAUAAGCUUUCCGUUCCCUUGGUAAUCAAAGCAUUUUCACAAGCCUGUUUACUGUCUGCUGCUCCUAAAAUGGACAGAAGUGAGAAAACCGCUGUUGCCCUCGUCAUCUGUACCUCAUGAACCCUGAGGUGGUGGAGCUGUGGGGACCCCUGGUGAGUCUCUCCGGACUGUCCCCCAGUCUGCGUGGCCGAGCACCUGAGGCUGGAUGGAGGCAGCACGCUGGGGCCACUUCGCACGUCUCCCCACGACCCCCGCUCCUCCUGUGUUCCGUCUGGUGAGACACUCCCCUCGGCCCUUUCCCAGGGAGAGGAGUCUCCGGAGAAGCUGGCCUGGAGGCGGUCGUGUUUUCUCCGCAGUCUAGACGACACCCCACUUUCUGGACGGCUUCAAGAGGGAGAAUGGGGUCCUCCUAACUCCGAGGGGAUCGAGGAAGGAAGUGAAAGGAGAGGGAGGGGUCGGGGUGGGGUUUGUAAGGUCUUUGUUUGUUUUUGAGAAGUUCAGAGGUAUUGGAAUAUGAAAAUUUUUAGAAGGAUGAAGAAACUGUCUAAGGUAAGAUACCUGUUGCCACUGAGCCUUUACUCUUGGGGAAUUAUUUAUGAAACUAUGCAGUAGGUAGAGCUACGUAACAUUGCCUUGUAUUUAUAUGGAACUUGACUUCGCUGGUGCACCUUCACGAAUAGCAUCAGACACCCAGCACUUAUCUCAUGCUUCAUGGAGGUCAUUCCCUUAGUCCUUGCAGCACUGAGCGAGGCGUUCACCCCAUUCGCCUGGGAGCGGUCAUUUAAAGCAAGGCCACGCGACAAGUGACAGCCUGUAUUCAAAUCCACACCCACGCCCAGAUUCUGUUUGUUCUGCCCCGAUGCUCAUCCAGCCACCUGCAAUGCCCACCUGUAAUCCCCACCCAGACCUGCGGAAAGACAAGAAAGGGUGUGUGGUCUCAUUUUUAGGUCAGGAAGCUGAGGUGACAGAUUUUGGGGUGUGCCUUAAGCAGUGUGACCGGCAGACAGCAAAUCUAAGACUGGAAUGUAAGUCUCUUGACCUCUGGGUCUGUCCACCACCACCUUUUAGCAUGCAAGAGCAUUUAUCGUGAAUGCCGCACCUGGUGGUCAGCAGUUUGGGGCAACUCCACGUGCAGAAGGCCCGUGCUCUGACUGUCUCGUUUCCGCAAGACCGAGUGUUAGUCGCCAUGGUGUUUGGUAACUUACAGAGCACUUUCACAUGCAGAAGGCAUGCACAAGAAAGCUUGCUGAUUUCCUCCUUUUCACCUUCAGCCACAGUCUUUCAUCAAAGCACGUGCAAAUUCUUUUCCCCACAUCACCCUGAAUCAAACGGACACAAACAUGAGAAAUCAGAAUUGAAUAGUAAGAAUCAAAAAUGCCCAAGUUGUCACUAACCCUGGCAGUGACUGUUUGCGUCUCCCCCUCUGGGAGUGGAGAGAGAACACCACGUGUCUGCUGAGAUAGGAACAAGUUAAGAGUCCCCCCACCCCAGCAUGAUCAGGGAGCUCAAAAAAGGGAGAGCAGGUGUGAAGUUCAGGACGCAUCAGGGACUGACCUACCAAGAGCCUGAUGCUAUACUUUCCUGGAAGCUGUCACCUGGACGUGUGAGCGUUAGGUCAACUGUGUUCAGCUGUACAUUGUGUAUUCAUCCUCAUGCUAGUCAUGCACGAUUGUAGUUUACUGGCAGAAGAGUUCCAUUCACAGGUGGUUCAGAAGAGCCACGGGGGGACUGUGCCAUUACGCUGGUUUGGGGAUCCGUGACCCGGCCCUGCGGUAAAGCAGCGGUUUUCAGCCUUGACUGCAUGUCACCUAGGGCUCUUACAUUUUUUCCUCUUCCUAAGUGUAUUUUGUGGAUUAUGCUAUUACAGUUGUCCCUUUCUUUUCUCUUUUGUCCCCCUCUGCUUAGUACCCCCAUUCCUUCCAGCAAU
Phyllostomus hastatus (greater spear-nosed bat) is the source of this 4090-nucleotide messenger RNA. It is a transcript of the gene ZNF35, whose product is annotated as zinc finger protein 35. Bases 252 to 1811 code for a protein of 519 amino acids. NCBI's taxonomy places the organism in Eukaryota, Metazoa, Chordata, Mammalia, Chiroptera, Phyllostomidae. The transcript has 4 exons. The record is from RefSeq and is a predicted model, not a curated record.